AUGUCUCAGGUGAGUUUUAUGCAUUUAAAGCGUCUAAUUUUACUUUAGACAUACAAUUUCAAGGUUGAAAUGACUUGCGAAGGGUGUGCCAAUGCCGCUCGGCGUGUCCUAGGCAAACUUGGAGGUAAGAAGCACUUCGCAUUCGGUAUUUUUGAAUUUCAGAUAAGGUGCAAGACAUUAAAAUCGAUGUUGGGGCCAAGACUGUGUCAGUUACAACAACAACAACCAAAGAAGAGAUUCAGACAGCCCUGGAGAAGACGGGUAAAGGGGUCACCCCACUGUGA
This is a messenger RNA of Bursaphelenchus xylophilus (pine wood nematode), 284 nucleotides long. Lineage: Eukaryota; Metazoa; Nematoda; Chromadorea; Rhabditida; Aphelenchoididae. The record is from the annotation of a GenBank genome assembly.